Molecule: messenger RNA, 5453 nt
Organism: Coccidioides posadasii C735 delta SOWgp
Lineage: Eukaryota; Fungi; Ascomycota; Eurotiomycetes; Onygenales; Onygenaceae
Gene: SNT2
Product: putative PHD type zinc finger protein with BAH domain-containing protein
Biological process (GO): histone catabolic process
Cellular component (GO): Lid2 complex
Molecular function (GO): chromatin binding; ubiquitin-protein transferase activity
Source: RefSeq, a predicted model, not a curated record
CAGGUUAUCCCUGAAGUUGCCCUGUGUCUCCGCCACACAUGGCAGCCGCUCAGGAUGCCGCCCUCUCCACCGAGAGUGAAUCGCCUGCAAAGUCCGCCGCGUCGUUACCCACCCAGUCCUCCUCGUCCAAAAAUGGAAAAAUGGAUAACGCCGCCGAUAAGGCCUUCGCUGCCCUCAACGGCUCUCAGUCCCAGCCAAUGACCGCGUCAACCUCAUGUUCCUCUGCCGCAGAUACGCCAAAGCAGACCCUCUCGAGCUCAACUCCUACCCCGGCCCCUUAUGGUACCCGGUCAAGGAACAGAGUGGGUGUCCCACGACCAAACUAUGCUGAAGACCGCGACCUUGACAUCGAUCUCGAGCCCGUGAGCAACUCCAAGCCUACCACCUCCAAGAAAGCUGCAUCCGCCAGCCACACUACCUCCAGGACCUCCCCCGCCGCCAGUAUCGAGAAGAACGGAGGAGUGAGCACAAGGGGCACAAGAAACGCCGCGGGUAACCACCUCUCGACGACGAAAGAAGCUAUCCCCGGCACAUCGACUUUUUCUGCGAACCCAAACGCGACCAAUGGCUCCAAGAAGCGAAAGCAGCCAGGAUCCAACACCAUAGUCCAAGGCUCGUCUACUCCCACCAGUACAAGUGCGACGAGUAGAAAAUUCAUUGUCCCUGCCUCAAAAUUGCCUGAAAUGGCGGCGCCGACGAACAUGAUGACCUUUAACAACGCCAAGGGCUGCUUGAAGAAUGGAAAAUUAAAAGCGGAUGACGGAACUGUUCUAGCUCCAAAUGAUCACGUUUACCUAAUCUGCGAGCCUCCCGGCGAACCGUAUUACCUUGCCCGAAUAAUGGAGUUCCUACCCAACAAAGAUAAUCCGUCCGGCCCCAUCGAGAUGGUCAGAGUUAACUGGUACUAUCGACCUCGCGACAUCCAGCGCAGAGUCUCAGACCCGCGCCUGGUGUUCGCUUCCAUGCAUUCCGAUACGUGUCCGUUGACCGCCCUUCGAGGAAAAUGCCAGAUCGUACAUGCGUCAGAAAUCAAAAACCUAGAAGAAUUCAGAAGAGGCAGGAAUUGCUUCUGGUUUGAGAAGAUGUACGACCGUUAUAUCCAACGCUAUUAUGAAGUGGUACCCACCAGUCUGGUUAUCAAUGUCCCGCAACAUGUGAAGAAGGUCUUGGAUGAACGCUGGAAAUUUAUUCUAAUCGAAGUGGGACGAUCAAAAGAGUACACAGCUGAUGUUAAAACUUGCAAACGGUGCACUCAAUAUGCUGCCAACUCUGAGUCUGUCGAUUGUGCCGUAUGCCACCGUACCUAUCACAUGAGGUGCGUUCGCCCAGUUUUACAGAAGAAACCCGCUCGAGGAUUUGCCUGGGCUUGCGCUCCCUGUAGCCGUGCGCAAGACAAGAAAAUGGAAGCGAGAAACACGCCGAUCAUUGGUGAACUGCGGCAAGAGCCUGAGCCCGACGCGUACGAAGAAGAUGAAGAAGAACCGUUGCCUCCUGCGGAAAUUACACAGAGCAGUAGUCCUUCUAUACACGAAGGUGUCACCCACUCCGCUACACCUGAACAGACCGCGCAAGCGAAGCUUUGGCCUUUUAGAUAUCUAGGAAUACAUUGCCGCGUUGAGGAGGCGUUGGAGUACGAUGAUAGAAUAUACCCUCGAGCUAGUUCACGGAUCGGCUCCCGUCACCAGGCUAACGUCAUUCCGUGGUAUGGCCGUCCGAUCAGAUACGUGAAGGCCCCUGAGAUGAAGAAGAAGUACCUCAAGUCGAAGAAAGACCCUAAGAUGUCGAAGGAAGCCCUUGCCGCAUUCGAAGCCGACAAAGCCGAAAGGGCGAAACGGCCAAAGUGGAUCCUAGACGAGCCACCCGGCUACAUACGUCGUGGCGAGGAUGAGCCGAUUACUAUUGGUAGUAAGCAGGUCCGAACGGCGGAGUUACAAUUCAAGAUGCCAGAUGUGUCAGAUCUUCCAGCGCGUGGAGAGGAUGAUACUCCUGGAUCGCAUUUGAGCCCUGAGGAUCGUGAGAAAUUUAUGGACGAAUACAUGGCCGAGGCCAAGAAGAUCGCGCCCCUCAAGGGCAUCGAAGAAUAUUCUACGAACUUUCUGGAUAAGGCGCUGAAAUUCCUAUAUGAAGAAAAUUUCAACAAGGACGCGGCGCUGGCCAGGUUGGGCAAGAUAAACAAGUACACCGACCUCAAGGAACCGCACCUUAAGCCGGAGGAGGUGAAGCUCUUUGAAAGUGGUGUUGCCAAGUACGGUUCCGAGCUGCGCCUUGUUACCAAACAUGUUGGUACUGUACCACAUAGUCAGAUUGUGCGAUAUUACUACAUGUGGAAGAAGACGCCAAAAGGUCGUCAAAUCUGGGGAAAUUUCGAGGGUCGGAGAGGCAAGAAGGCGCUUAAGAAGUCGGAUAACGCAACGGUGAAAUUGGUGGACGAUAUUGCCGAUGACCACGACGACUCCGCAUUCGAUCAAGACAAAGCUGCGAGUAAAAAGCGAGGAUUUAGCUGCAAGUUCUGUUCGACGAAAACUUCAAGACGAUGGUGUCGAGCGCCGUUUGUUCCCCCCGGCACAACCACGACCGCCGAGCCAUCAUCCAAAAAGGACAAGGGAGUGGUUUACACGGUCGCAUUGUGUCAGCGCUGCGCUUUGUUGUGGAGAAAAUACGCUCUUCAGUGGGAGAAUCCCGAUGAGGUCGCGAAAAGAAUCUCUCAGGGAGGUACGAAAUCGUGGCGGCGCAAAUUCGAGGAAGAGCUGUUGGCUCAACUCCUUACGUAUACCGAGUGGGAUAUGAAGAUCAACAACACCACCGCUACCACCGCUGCGUCCCUCGGCAUUCAUGUGGUAUCUGAUAUGACAAGGGAUACUGCAGCUGAGCCACCCAAGAAGAAGACGAAGACCUCGGACAAGGAUUCUGCCACUCCAGCCAAGGAGUCUCCAGUGGAUCAGGUUCCCAAGAGAAGAGUAGUCGACAAACCAACAGAGCCACCACCCUUGCUACCAGAGCCACCCAAACCGAAAAUGCUUCCUUGCGCUAUUUGCAACAAGAUGGAACCCGGUGGCGAUCAGCACCUAUCUUGUCGAGAUUGCCGACUCUCCGUCCAUCGCGGUUGUUAUGGCGUGAGCGCCAACCGAAACGCGGCCAAGUGGUUCUGCGAUACUUGCUCGAACGACCACAAUCCAGCUAUAUCAACGAGAUACGAAUGUGUUUUGUGCCCGGUUACCUGGACAGAGCAUGAGUUGAUGGAGCCACCCAAGAUAUCGCACAAGAAGAAGUCCGACCGCGAGCGCGAGAAGGAGAGAUUGGAAAAGGAGAUGGUCGCCGAAGCCAUCAAGCUCUACCGUCAACGACAAGAGGCUGCUGGAAAGCCCGCUGGCCCUCGGGAGGCGCUCAAGCGAACAGCCGGAAACAACUGGGUCCAUGUCACCUGUGCCGUCUGGAAUCCCGAGAUCAAGUUUGGAAACGCAAAGGAGUUCGAGCCUGCUGAGGGGAUGGGGUUGAUUCUGCCGGAACGAUUCCAGGAGACCUGCAAGAUUUGCAAGACGCAGAACGGCGCCUGCGUCACCUGCCAUCUAUCUUCUUGCAAUGCUCGUUUCCAUGUUGGGUGUGCGCAUCAAGCCGGGUACAGGUUUGGGUUCGACGUGACUCCAGUGAAGGUCAGCAGAAGAGACUCUGUAAACACGAUGAAACUUGGAAAAGAGUCCGGCGCGGUUACGGCGGCAAUUUGGUGCCCUCAUCAUGUAAUUCCGUCCAUCGUGCAUGAAAUGAGCGAGCCUUCUGGGGUUGACGAUAUGAAUGCCCUUCAGCUGUACGCCCAGACUUGCAAGCAGGCCGAUCUUACCCUCACCGGUACCGUGCGGAAGGCGGCCCAUUUCCAGCAAACCGUGGGAGCGUCGAUGAGUGGGCAGACGGCAUCGGCUCGACGUGCUGCUGCUGCGAACGGCGCCAGCUCUGGUCACGCGAGAAAGGAGAGCACCAACGCUGCUGGAUCAUUGGUUGAAACGUCGCCGAAGAUGGAUCGUGGUGCCAACCACUCGAGUGAACAGAACGGCAAUGAAGCGACGAAUGGUGUUCCGGAUGCGAAGAACUGCCAUCACUGUCAGACAACCAUCAGCCCGAGAUGGUGGCGUUGCUGUGUGAGUCAAGAGUUGCCUGGCAUGGCUAGUCGCCAAGCGCCGAACGGAACUUCCUACGACGGUGUAGCAGAUGAAGGAGAUCAAAGGAGCUCCAUGGAGAAGACCGCAGAAAAGGUCUUGUAUGAGUGUCAUAAAUGCCACUACAGGAAGUCAGAGUCUCCAGCAGCCCCUGAACCUCGACCUUCACCGUUUGUUUCCAAGCGCGAUUCAAGCUUGCCCGCCAACCGAGGACCCGAAUACUCCCAUCAUUCAUUUGCAUCUCCCCGCACUCAAACCGUCCAACAGAGUCCCAACCUCCAUAUACCUCCGAUUGUUCCUCUCCAUCCGCAUGGACAAGAGUGGCGACCCGAUUUCGAGCAGCGACCCGGUGACUACGCGACUCCGCUUCUUCGAAAUGGGAUCCCCCCGGGGCCACCAGGACAUCCAGGGCCGAAUGGAAUCCCCCUCCCGCCGCCAAACUUCCAUUCUGGCCCACCGCAGGGUUCGCACAUGAACGGCUAUGCACCUUCCCUUCCGCCGCCUCCGUCGCACUAUUCCGGUGCCGUGCCACCUCCACCUCCACACACAUACCCGACACAUCAAAGCCCAUACACACCCGUCCCAGGCCCAUCCACGAGUGGUCCGCCUCAGAUGCCCGCGGGUAGCCAUCCAUACACAUCCGCCUCGCCACCGGCAAUUCAUUACUCACCUCAACCUUCGAUGAGCGGCCUGGCACCCGGUGCUCCUCCUGUUCGAAUGUACCCCGUUGAGAGAGCCAUCGCGCCCAACCUCCCGUCCCCGUCUGUAUCCCGUCGCAGCGUAGACCCUCAGCCUCCGGGAACACCGGGAGCGUCGGAGCAGCAUAACCCUGCUGGAACCGAGCCAUCCUCGACCAACGCGCCGCAGCGAUCUCCAAGCUCUGGUCUUGCAAAUAGUGGGAACCAGGCGCCUGUGGCCGCAUCUGGAGCGAGUGCGAGUCCGUCGUUAAAAAAUUUGCUUCUUUGAUAAACCAUAGCGGGUUCGGAAAGAUAAAGAGGAGUUUUUAUGUGUGUUUUUUUCUUUUCUUUCAUACUUCUCCAAAGUCCUUACUUUCUGUUCAUGGCAGGUUUUGUUUCUCUCCUUUUUUUUUCAUUUCUUUUCGUUUUGUUUUAAAAGGAUGCUCGGAAAGCAAGGCGGACAGGAUAUGUAUAUGGGUUUUCGUCAGUGGGGUAAUACACCGGUGUCCCUGGGUUAUGGUGGUGUUAUUUACCGAAUGAGUGCUGGUCAUCGCCGGUUUCAGAGAUACCGUAAGUCACUCCUAUGCUAGAAUUUAUCGAAGAUGUCUCUUGUCAAGGCUUUGAAGAU